Molecule: messenger RNA, 2427 nt
Organism: Trypanosoma brucei brucei TREU927
Lineage: Eukaryota; Euglenozoa; Kinetoplastea; Trypanosomatida; Trypanosomatidae
Gene: Tb927.3.620
Product: ATP-dependent DEAD/H RNA helicase, putative
Exons: 1
Coding region: 1-2427 (808 amino acids)
Biological process (GO): ribosome biogenesis
Cellular component (GO): nucleus
Molecular function (GO): nucleic acid binding; ATP binding
Source: RefSeq, a predicted model, not a curated record
AUGUCACUAGCGGGUUCCGAGAGGGCUCAUCUCUGUGUUCACGGCCUUACGGAAAAUGACGAACAAGACGCACUUCGGCAUUUACUCUCUGCUACCGGUUCAUCUCAGUUAACUGAUAUUAGUGACGAAGUGGUUGUGAAGGGUGCUGCCAAAAGGAAAAACCAAGCGGCAACGCAAUGUGCAAAUUCUAGCGAAUCUAUAAAAGACAAAAAGACUCAACGUUCUUCGGAAGUUCAGCAGCAGAAACCCGACGGUGGAACGGUGGGACGUGUGAAAAAAUCAAGUGACGUUCCCGUAAAACGAACAGCCUCAAAAGUAGUGCCGGUGCCGAAAGAAGUUGAGGCGGAGUCCGUGGCGUUUCAAGCAGAUAGUGUAAGCCAUGAAGCCGAAUCACUUCCUCCCAUAGCAGAACUUGUGCACAAGAAGUUGAUUCGGCCCUUAACAGAAGUUUUGUGCAUUAACUCGUUGACGCGCAUACAAAAACUUAGUUGGAUGCCCAUGGUUGAUAAAACACGUGAUGUUCUCGUCAGAAGCGAGACGGGAAGCGGUAAAACUUUAGCGUAUGCGCUUCCUCUGCUUCAUCAAUUGCUCUGCGAUUGCGACACCCGGCCACUGAAGCGUGACGUCGGUUCUGUCAUUAUUGUUUUGUGUCCAGUUCGAGAGUUGGUAGUACAGGUGUCGGAUGUACUCACUAUUCUUACGCGUUGUGCCCUCUUCCUUACGGUAGGCGGGAUUCAUGGAGGUGAGAAUAGGCACAAGGAAAAGGCGAGACUACGAAAAGGAAUAACAAUUUUGGCAACGACGCCUGGAAGGCUUUUGGAUCAUCUCAAGGCCACAUCAUCCUUUCGAGUAGAGGAGUUGCAAACUAUUGUGUUGGAUGAGGCUGAUCGGUUACUCGAUAUGGGGUUCGAAAAGACUAUUCGUGAGGUUAUGGAUUUGUUAGUAGCGAAGAAACGGGACGCACACCAAACAGGCGGCGGGGACGCGCAAUCCUCGUUUAAACGAGUUCUCGUUUCGGCCACCAUAACGGCGGCUGUUGAACGACUCUCUCAUUUUGCGCUACGGGAUAAUAUUGUUCGCGUUGGUGAGACGGAGGACACUUUUUCUAUUCCUUCAUCGUUGCGGCAACACUAUGUAUUGGUACCAACAAAGCACCGCCUGGCAACACUCAUAAGCUUUCUUCGGUCGCAGUUGGACGCUGGAGCUCAAAGACUUAUCGUUUUUGUUUCAACUGCAGACAGUGCUGAAUUUCAUUAUUAUUUGUUGUCCAGAUUGAAGUCACCUUUUCGUGGCAAGACAAACAGUGGCAGAAGCGCUGGCGCACCUCAAAAAAACUCAAAUCGCUACAGCUUAAAAAAGCGUAUUGGGGAAGCCAAUAGGCACAUUCACGAGGGUCGAGAUGAGGACGUUGUCACUUUUGAUGAUGACUCGGAUGAUGAGGAUCCGACUGAAGUAAGUGAAUUAUCCGAGAAAAAUGCUGUUCUUGACGUUAACAUAUUUAAACUGCACGGUAAUAUGUCACAAGUUGAUCGAGCCUCUGUUUUCCAUGCCUUCAAACAUAUGGACAGCAGCGUUCAACCUUCCAAAAAGGGAAUUCUCUUUUGCACAGACGUUGCCGCGCGGGGGCUUGACAUGCCUAAUGUUGAUUGGAUUGUGCAUUAUGAUCCGCCUACUGAUGCGCCGUGUUACAUUCAUCGCAUUGGCCGCACAGCACGUAUUGGUAACACGGGGGAUUCCAUGUUAUUUCUCAUGCCACACGAGGAGGGGUAUGCAUCUUAUUUGAGUAACUUCUUAGCAAAGGAAACCAAAUUAGGUUCCAUGGCGAAAGGUGCCAAUGCCGAAUCAGGAAUCAUAGAGGAAAGGAAAUAUGAGUCAUUCCUCUUUUAUUUAACUAAAUUGGAUCCCAAAGCCAAUCACAUGUGGGCUCAGAGCACUGCAACUUUGGAGCGCGCCAUAUGCCGACUAGUUAUGAAGCGGCAUUCAAACGAAGAAAAUGUGAAUGAUGAAAGCACCGGCAGAACUGAUGACAUCACCAGACUUGCAUUAUUCGCCUAUCAGUCAUACAUAAGAGCAUACGCCGGUCAUUCCAGGGAACUUAAGCGUCUUUUCUUCAAUUCCGAUGCCCUUCAUUUGGGUCAUGUCGCUCAAAACUUUGGUAUUGACAAAAGACCCAGCGAAGUUCGCUCACAGUUGCAAGGACUCAUUAAGGAAGAUAGAAAAGUGGCAAGAGAAACAACAUCAGUUGUGUUGGAUGAUGGCAGUGAGCGGCCUCGAAAAGUGCUACGCACGGAGGUGCCACAUGAUGACCGCUAUAGGAGCACAGUGGUUCAAAAGCAACGCAAAGUUACGAGGGAUUGGUAUGAAAACAAAAAGAAACUGGAGGGUCCAACAUAUAAACACCAGCAAUUUACUGAAUUCGAUGCCUAA